Molecule: messenger RNA, 642 nt
Organism: Rhincodon typus (whale shark)
Lineage: Eukaryota; Metazoa; Chordata; Chondrichthyes; Orectolobiformes; Rhincodontidae
Product: ankyrin repeat, SAM and basic leucine zipper domain-containing protein 1-like
Exons: 6
Coding region: 13-624 (203 amino acids)
Biological process (GO): piRNA processing
Cellular component (GO): pi-body
Molecular function (GO): protein binding
Source: RefSeq, a predicted model, not a curated record
UAUACAGUGUUGAUGGCUGGCUGUGCUAGUAAUGAGUCUGAAGAAAAAGUGGUGAAGUGUAUAGAGUUGCUGUUGUCCAGAAAUGCAAAUCCAAAUACUUUCAGCAGGAAUCAGAUGACCCCACUAAUGUAUGCAGCUAGAGAAGGACAUACUCAGACUAUUACACUGCUGGUUGCUCAUGGAGCAGAAAUAAAUAUUCAAGAUGAAAAUGGCUACACAGCACUGACAUGGGCAUCUUGUCGAGGCCACCAAAGUACAGUGCUGAAGCUCAUUGAGUUAGGAGCUGAUAAAACAUUGAAGACCAAAAAUGGAGAGACGCCAGCUGAUGUAGCUGAAAAAAAUCAUCAUUCGCAGUUAGCGUCAUUACUCACAGUGACUUCAAAUUCAUCCUUAUUGGGAAAACUGCAGAAUGUAUCGAAAGAGGAGGCGAUUUUCAAAUAUGUCAUAAAUCAUUCUAAUGCAGGAAAGAACAGCAGAAUAUGUUCAGCUUCAAAUUUUGGUGAUGUACAACUGUUUCUGUCUGGACUUGAACUUGAACAUCUUCAAGGCCUAUUUGAGGAGAAUGAGAUAUCUUUCAGAGCACUUCUGACAAUGGGGAAAGAAGACCUAGAAAAGGUUUGUUAACCAGUGUUUUUCUUAAGA